AAUAAAAACAGAAAACAGGGAAGGUGGGAGUGAGAGCCGGCGGUGGCGAAUGACAGAGAAAAGGGAACCCUGCCAAAUGAAAACAGAAGAAUUAGGCGCGGUGUCCACGCUGUUAUUUCCGUUUCCAGCUACCCAUAACAACAUAUCCGCUCCACCCGACAGUUCCACCCUCCAAAUUUAGAAACAACACCGAAACACGAAAGCAAUGGACCGAGAGAAACCCCAUUUUUUCUCUCCUCUCUCUCUCUCUUUCUUUCAUCGCAUUCCCUCCUGCCAUUUUCCAAAACCAAAAUUAAGAAAUGACUGUAAUUGACAUCCUCUUCCGAGUCGAUGAAAUCUGUAAGAAAUAUGAAAAGUACGAUCCCGAGAAGCACUGCGAAGUCAAUGCCUUUGGCGACGACUCCUUCGCUCGCCUCUAUGCUCUCGUCGAAGCCGACAUUGAUAAAGCUCUCCAUAAAUCUGAGAUGGUAUCGAUGGAGAAAAAUAGAGCAGCGGCGGUGGCAAUGAGCGCUGAAAUUCGUCGACUCAAGGCUCGAUUGAUGGAGGAAGUUCCUAAGCUACAAAAAUUGGCUAAAAAGAAGGUCAAGGGAAUUUCAAAAGAAGAUCAAGAAACUCGUUUUGAUCUGGUUCUUGCGCUACCCGAGAGGAUUAAAGCCAUUUCAGAUGGGUCUACAACUGCUGCAAAUCAGACUGCUGGAUGGGGAACUUCAUCAUCUCGCAAAAAUAUCAAAUUUGACUCAUCAGAGGAGCGCUUUGAUAGUGAUUUUUCUCAACAAACUGAAGAGUCAAAUCAGUUUAGACAAGAAUAUGAAAUGAGAAAAAUGAAACAGGAUGAAGGUCUUGAUAUUAUAUCAGAAGGUUUGAAUGCACUGAAAAAUAUAGCUCGUGACAUGAAUGAGGAAUUAGAUAGACAAGUUCCUCUAAUGGAUGAAAUUGAUACAAAGGUGGACAAGGCAACAUCUGAUAUUAAAAGAACUAAUGUUAGACUCAAGAAAACUGUUACUGAGAUAAGAUCCAGCCGAAACUUCUGCAUUGACAUUAUUCUGCUGUGUGUAAUUCUAGGAAUUGCUUCCUCUUUAUACAAUUUCAAGUCAGAAAGCUGACAAAUAUACCACUACUUACAUUCUUCGCC
Messenger RNA from Theobroma cacao (cacao), 1132 nucleotides. RefSeq names its product syntaxin of plants 72 (gene SYP72). Gene Ontology annotation, biological process: intracellular protein transport; vesicle fusion. Gene Ontology annotation, cellular component: SNARE complex; membrane; endomembrane system. The record is from RefSeq and is a predicted model, not a curated record. Gene Ontology annotation, molecular function: SNARE binding; SNAP receptor activity. NCBI's taxonomy places the organism in Eukaryota, Viridiplantae, Streptophyta, Magnoliopsida, Malvales, Malvaceae.